Macroventuria anomochaeta is the source of this 1182-nucleotide messenger RNA. RefSeq names its product vacuolar ATP synthase subunit C. Lineage: Eukaryota; Fungi; Ascomycota; Dothideomycetes; Pleosporales; Didymellaceae. Gene Ontology annotation, cellular component: vacuolar proton-transporting V-type ATPase, V1 domain. Gene Ontology annotation, molecular function: proton-transporting ATPase activity, rotational mechanism. Gene Ontology annotation, biological process: proton transmembrane transport. The transcript is spliced from 2 exons. The record is from RefSeq and is a predicted model, not a curated record. Bases 1 to 1182 code for a protein of 393 amino acids.
AUGUCGAAGGGCACAAAGUACCUGCUGGUGUCGCUCCCGACGUCCGUCUCGCCCAGCAACCAUGCCGAAGAAGCGCUGACGGCCCUGCGCUCGACGGUCACCAAUGACGUUGGGUCCACCUACUCGUUCGCGAUCCCCGAAUUCAAGAUUGGCACCCUCGACGCGCUGGUGCAGCAGGCCGACGACCUCGCGAAGCUCGAGAGUGCCUGCCACGCUGUCGUAGGCAAGGUGGGCGACAGCCUGCGGACCAUCCUGGACGGCGACGAGGACAAGGUGCAGCAGCAGAAGACGAUCAACGACAAGCCCGUAGACCAGUACCUGCGGACGUUCCAGUGGAACAGAGUCAAGUACCGCGCAGACAAGCCCAUCGCAGACCUGAUCGACCUGUUGCAGAAGGAGAUACAAGGCAUCGACAACGACGUCAAGGCCAAGUUCAGCCAGUACAACCAGACCAAGUCCGCCCUCGCCGCUGCAGAACGCAAGAAGACAGGGAACCUGGCAACCAAGUCACUCGUGUCGGUAGUCAACCCCAAUUCGUUAAUCCGCGACUCGGAGUACCUCGACACCCACCUCAUCGCCGUUCCCAACGUGACCGUCAAGGAGUUCUACAAGUCGUACGAAGAGCUCACUCCUAUGGUCGUCCCCCGCUCUGCCAACCAGCUGGCAAAGGACGACGAGUUCACACUGUUCGCCGUCACAACGUUCAAGAAGUACUCGACCGAGUUCGUGCACAAGUGCAGAGAGAAGCGGUGGACACCCAGAGACUACAAGUACAAGGAGGGCGGGAAAGAAGAGGAGGCGAAGGAGGCAGACCAGCUCACCCGAGAUGCACAGAAGCAGUGGGGCGAGGCUUUGAGACUGGGGCGGACAGGAUACAGUGAGGGCGCCAUGAUCUGGAUCCACGUGCUAGCGUUACGGGUCUUUGUCGAGACAGUGCUGCGCUACGGUCUGCCGCUCGAUUUUGUCUGCGGCCUCAUCCAGACGGACGCCAAGUCGGCAAAGAAGGCAAAGACAAAUCUCGACGCAAACUACUCGUACCUAGGUGGCAACGCCUUCGGACGCGACAACAAGGGCCGCGUCAAGAAGGACGACUCGGCUCUGACAGCUGAGAUGCAAUCAUCUGGGCACGUCGGUGACCAGGAGUACACCGCGUACGUAUACUACGAGUUCGAGAUUGUAUAG